Molecule: messenger RNA, 876 nt
Organism: Aspergillus pseudoviridinutans
Lineage: Eukaryota; Fungi; Ascomycota; Eurotiomycetes; Eurotiales; Aspergillaceae
Exons: 1
Coding region: 1-876 (291 amino acids)
Source: RefSeq, a predicted model, not a curated record
AUGUCUACCAUCCGGAGCACUGAUGUCUCCCGCGGAUAUUCAACUCCCAAUCUGACCGAACAGUUCACGAUCGUGUGCUUGGUUGCCAUCUCUUGGUACAACGCCAUUGAACUUAUUGUUCUCUGCUUCGCCACCUUCAAGAAGUAUGGAGGCUUCUACUUCUGGGCCCUCGUCAUUUCUUCCAUUAGCAUCGUUCCCUUCGGCCUGGGCUAUAUCCUCAUCAUCUUCGACAUCUUCCCUGGCUACUUCGCCGUGGCCGUCGAGGAGGUGGGAUGGUGCGGCAUGGUCACCGGGCAGUCCUUCGUCCUCUGGUCCCGGUUACAUCUCGUCGUCCACUCCCGCAACGUCCUGCGCGGCACGCUGGCGAUGAUCAUCGUCAAUGCGGUUAUCCUCCACACCAUCGGCUGGGUUCUCGAGUUCGGCACCAACUCCAACCAGGCCUCACGCUUUACGCAGCCGUUUGAUAUUUUCGAGCGGGUUCAACUUAUCGGGUUCUCCAUCCAGGAAAUCAUCCUCUCAGUGAUUUAUACCAAGGCCGCCGCUCGGCUCCUCAAGCUCCAUCCUCGGCAGCAGUUCCGCUCCGCUUUGAUCCAGCUGCUGAUUAUCAAUAUCAUCUUCAUCCUCAUGGAUGCCGCCAUCGUGAGCUUCCAGUACGCGGGACUGUUCCGCAUUCACAUCUCUUUGAAAGCGAUGGUCUACAGUGUCAAGCUGAAGCUUGAGUACGCAGUCCUGGGUAAACUGGUCCAUAUGUCGCAUUCGAACUCUGUAGCGACGGACCCGUCUGAGGCACUGAAGAUGUCGCGCAGGACGAACUAUCGGUCGCAUGUGGAGCAGAUAAGGCAAGACCGGGAGAGCCAGAGGAGUAUCCUUCGGUGA